AUGCCGGUGUAUGCUAAAUUUUUUAAGGAAAUUGUCUCGAAGAAGAGAGGCAUGGGAAGAUUUGCAAUGGUGGCAUUGCCACAAGAAUCAAAUACUAUAAUCCCACCAAAGAUGCGCGACCCAAGCAGUUUCACAAUACCCUGCUCAAUAGGAGGGAUCUAUAUUGGUCAAGCAUUAUGCAAUCUUGGGGAAAGCAUAAACUUAAUGCCCCUUUCAAUUUUCAAAAGAUUGAAUGUAGGACAGCUAACACCCACAACAGUGACUCUCCAACUCGCAGAUAGGUCCUUAGUGCACCCUGAAGGGAAAUUAAAGGAUGUCUUGGUAACAAUAGACAAAUUCAUUCUACCUGCAGACUUCAUUAUCUUAGAUUAUGAGGCAGAUAAAGAUGUUCCAAUCAUAUUGGGACGACCAUUCUUAUUUACUAGUCAUGCUCAGAUAGAUGUGCACAAGGGAGAAAUCACAAUGAGCAUCAAUGAAAAGAAGCUCAGGUUCAAUAUUAUCAAGGUAAUAAACUACCCAGAUGAGGAAGGCUUAUCAGAUUCCAAUGAUGAACACACUUGCGUUGAAGAUUGA
Benincasa hispida (wax gourd) is the source of this 573-nucleotide messenger RNA. RefSeq lists its product as uncharacterized. The record is from RefSeq and is a predicted model, not a curated record. Lineage: Eukaryota; Viridiplantae; Streptophyta; Magnoliopsida; Cucurbitales; Cucurbitaceae.